AUGCAUUUGAAAAUGAGUCGGGAAAGAAAGCUAACCUCCAAAAUGUGUUGAUUCAACUACGAAAAUGUGUAGCUCACCCAUAUCUAUUCAUUGGUGUUGAACCAGAGCCCUUUGUCAUUGGAGAUCAUCUCAUUGAAGCCAGUGGUAAACUGCACUUGUUGGAUAAACUUCUUUAUUUUCUGUAUGAUGGUAAGCAUCGUGUUCUAUUGUUUUCACAAAUGACCCAGAUGUUAGAUAUUCUGCAAGAUUACAUGGAUUAUAGAGGUUACAGUUAUGAGCGCCUGGACGGAUCUGUCCGAGGUGAAGAGAGACAUCUUGCCAUUAACAACUUUGCUCAGCAGCCUAUUUUUGUUUUCCUUCUGAGUACCAAGGCAGGUGGAGUUGGUAUUAAUCUUACAGCAGCAGAUACAGUUAUUUUUGUUGACAGUGAUUUUAAUCCACAAAAUGAUGUGCAAGCAGCAGCCAGAGCCCAUAGGAUUGGCCAGAACAAACCAGUAAAAAUCAUACGCUUGAUUGGGAGAGACACUGUAGAAGAAAUUAUCUACCGGCGAGCAAUAUCAAAACUUCAAUUAACUAACACUGUUAUUGAAGGGGGGCAGUUUGCACUUGGAGCACACAAAACUCGGGAUAUAUCAGAUGUUCAGCUAAAUGAAAUCCUGAAGUUCGGUUUGGACAAAUUGUUGUCAUCAGAAGGGAGUACUGUCUGUGAUCUAGACUUGAGAAGUAUCCUUGGGGAGACAAAGGAUGGAAUAUGGUCAAUGGAUCCAGUGCAAUCAAGCACAGAAAUAAAUGAAGAGCAUACUUUGGAAAGCCAUAUGUACAUAUUUGAUGGCAAAGACUAUUCCAACGAAACUAGCCAAGAGGACAAGAAGGCCUAUGAUCAUUUGCUAGAACAUCAGAAAGCUCUCCUUGAAGACCUUAGUCAAGGAGGAAGAAUUCUCCGAAAUAAAGAAAACGUUUUUCUUAUGAUGGCUGAUAUGGGACCUAGUAAAAAAAAGCAUAAACUGAGCCCAGAAGAGCUGGAAGUUCAGCAGAAAAAAAUGCAGGAAGCAGCAGCAAAGAGGGCAAGGCUCAGAGAAGAAAAGAGGCAGAAGGCAGCAGAGGCUGAACAGCAGAAAAAGAAAGCCUUGUGGGAAGCCAAUCACUAUCAGUCUUGCUGCCUUGAGUCAGAAGAAAGCAGUGAAGAAGAAGACAAAGAAGAAGGGGAAAAUGUAUUGGAUUUAGAAUAUACAGACCCUGAGGAGACUUCUAUAAAGUAUAUGAUAGGUGAUGUUACCCAUCCCAUAGUAGCAGAUGGGGAUGCCAUAAUUGUUCACUGUGUAGAUGAUUUUGGCCACUGGGGAAAAGGUGGUUUAUUCACAGCGCUCAGGAAUCGUUCUGACCAACCAAAGGAAAUAUAUGAACUAGCAGGAAAGAUGAAAGACCUGACAUUAGGAGGAACUCUUUUAUUCUCCAUUGAUGAUAAGAAAUCCAGGAGUAAAGGAUCAGAUUGGCUGGCUCUUAUUGUAGCACAGCACCGGGACCAUUCAAACAACUUGUCUGGAAUUAAGCUUCCUGCAUUAGAAAAAGGAUUGAAGAAAAUUUAUCAUGAAGCCAAGAAAAGAAAUGCAAGCAUUCAUCUUCCUCGCAUUGGCUAUUCAACCAAAGGCUUUAAUUGGUAUGGAACAGAACGCCUCAUUCGCAAACACUUGGGAUCCAGAGGAAUUCCCACAUUUGUAUACUACUAUCCAAGAAAUCGUCUUCAAAAUAAUCCACAAUAGCAAUAUUACAAUCUUAAAAGUUUUCCAGCUAUUAAGCGGAAAUUGGCAUUUUCAGUGGAUAAACUGAAUUAGAUAUUCACUUUUGUUUUGUUUUUGUUUUUGUGUUAAUUAGAAUUGUAUUUUACAGUUCUGAAUACUGUCUAUAUUAAUGGGGCAAAUUAUGCUUUAGAAAAAAUAUCCAAAGCUUCAGAGAUGAUCUGAAAAAAUGAAGUGUUAAAUGAAAUUUGAUAAAGAGAGUGAUUACAUAAUAAAAGAAUUAUCUGAAACCAA
This is a messenger RNA of Thamnophis sirtalis, 2030 nucleotides long. NCBI's taxonomy places the organism in Eukaryota, Metazoa, Chordata, Lepidosauria, Squamata, Natricidae. The record is from RefSeq and is a predicted model, not a curated record.